Amoebophrya sp. A120 is the source of this 375-nucleotide messenger RNA. The record is from the annotation of a GenBank genome assembly. NCBI's taxonomy places the organism in Eukaryota, Dinophyceae, Syndiniales, Amoebophryaceae.
CGCGAACGCUUUUUGUGGAAAAUUGUUGCAUUUUUGCGUUGUAUUGCGCAAGAACUUUACAUUUUUGGUUUAUAGUAUACGAAAUAGCAGCAGCAGCUAUUUAGCAUUAUUUGGAAGACAUGAUGGGAAGCAAGAAUGCAGGGCUGUGCUGCUAUUCGGCGGCUCUUUUUACCACGGUUGGCCUCACGUCCCUUUGCUGCUUUGGUGCCCAGCCGGUGAGAGCUGCAGCCGCUGCGGGUUCAAAGCAAAUGGAGGAGCGCAGGACUGACAGUAAAUUUAGAUUCUUUCUCCAGAACGGGCGUUUGAAUGAAGAAGAAGCGACAGAAAUUGCUGCUGCUCGGGCGCAAGAGCCGGUGCAAUGGGGAGAGCUGAUGG